Messenger RNA from Hermetia illucens (black soldier fly), 1209 nucleotides. Its product is annotated as non-structural maintenance of chromosomes element 4 homolog A-like. Gene Ontology annotation, biological process: DNA repair. The transcript is spliced from 6 exons. The coding region runs from base 252 to 1100 and encodes 282 amino acids. The record is from RefSeq and is a predicted model, not a curated record. Gene Ontology annotation, cellular component: nucleus; Smc5-Smc6 complex. Lineage: Eukaryota; Metazoa; Arthropoda; Insecta; Diptera; Stratiomyidae.
CAGUGCAGUGGCCACCGGGGCGUUCCUACUGAACGUAAGUGUUUGUUUUGGCGCUGUGUGUGGCGGGAGCUCACAAAUGACAGCUGAGGUAAACGGUUUGUUUACGUGCUUGUAUCGUUGAAAUUUUUGCUCGAAUCUAAAACUGAUCAAACUAGAAAGGAAGUAGACAAAACCUACCCUUCAACAGCAUAUUUAUAGCAGGAGAGCAACCGCGUCUAUGUACAAAUUUCACGAGUUCAGCAGUGACUACAAUGAAUACUGAGGAAAGGAAACGUUUUUAUAACAAGUUGAUCGACGGUGUAAGUGAGCUUCAUAAAGAAAUCUCGGCAGAUAGCGUGGACAAUUCAAGCGCCAUAAACGAGGUUUCACAACUCAUAAACCAAUCGAAUGAUCUGAUCAGGCUCACAACACCCAAUGACCAUGUUAACAACACAGCAGAAGUCGUUAUGGAUGCGCAAGUUAUGCAAAUGGGGCAUGAAAUCGUGGGGGAGAUCGUGAAUAGAGUUUGCACCUUGGAGUUCUCCACGGAGGAAUACUGCGCCGCAAUUCAAAGCAGGUUUGGCGGCAAUGGUUCAGUCGAUUGGAAUACACUAGCAAGCGUCGUUGCAGGGAAGUUUGCAGCACAUAAGAAUAGCAUCUGCCUUCUGGGUUCAUUUAAAAACGAAUCGCCAGAAGUUGUGCAAAAGGCAGCGAGAGCAAGACAACCUAAAUCGGCCCCGUCGGUUCUUGUCCAGCCUGAAGAUGUGAAGAAAGUGGAACCAGAAUCACAGUCAGGGAAAAACCUGAACAUAUUCCUGAGCAAAAUCGCUAAGGUGUUUAUAACCAACAAAAAACAACCAAUCCCGUAUUAUAAAGUCAUUAUUGACCCUGCGGAUUUCAUGCAAACAAUAGAUAAUGCCUUCCAGGUUGCUUUUCUAGUCAGCAAUGGGUCUGCUGUGAUUGAAGAAGAUGAAGACGGAAUGCCAGUGGUCAGACCGGUGUUGGACAAAUCUGAAAGUAACUCUAAAAAGGUGCCAGUGCAAGCUGUGUCCAAUGUUACAAUGAGGAUCUGUCAGGACAUGGCCAAACGUUACAACAUAAGAGAACCUCUAAUUAAAUAGUUAAAUUGCGGCGAGCUGGAUUACAGGUUAAGGCAACGGACAAAAUAUUUGGAAGUAUUUUUUUUGCUAUGUUUACUGUUAAAAAAAAGAAUCCUUUUGAUAAUCCGAA